Aspergillus alliaceus is the source of this 1389-nucleotide messenger RNA. RefSeq names its product putative proline utilization protein PrnX. The record is from RefSeq and is a predicted model, not a curated record. NCBI's taxonomy places the organism in Eukaryota, Fungi, Ascomycota, Eurotiomycetes, Eurotiales, Aspergillaceae. The transcript has a single exon. Gene Ontology annotation, cellular component: cytoplasm. Bases 206 to 1249 code for a protein of 347 amino acids.
UCGGUCUUCACUGAUAAAACCCCACGCUGGCCACAUCGAAACUAAUUAAUAAUACUACCCAUUCUUAUCAAACACUCCUUGCAGGGUUCGAUAUUGACUUGGAGUUACCUCUGAGUACAUAUUCGUUAUUCUCAAAUCAAUUAGGACAGCAGACCUCUAUUGAAUAUUUCACCAAGGUCAAGUAACCAAUCUUGCACUUGUUCCAAUGCAUCUCUUACCCGAACUCGCAGUUGCCCGUAUGCUAAGAGAGCUGAGUCGGGAACAAUGUUAUACGCUUCUUGAUGCUUUAUCCGAAGCGUUAGUGAAGGUGUCGGCUCAGACGACAACCCCCGAGCCAAAGCGACUCAUUCAUCAACCACUUCGCACAUCUAUUACAACCAAAGACCAAAACUUAUCGCUCUUCAUGCCCGUGUCGGAUACUUCGAAUACAGGAAUCAAGAUCGUAACACUCUCCCAAAGACAAGGUCCUACUGGAGUCAUCAACAUCUUCUCGCCCGAGGGCAAAUUGCUAGGUUUACUUAGCGCUACAGAAGUCACCGCAUUCCGCACUGCCCUUGCGGUCAUGACACUCUUUGUUCGCUGUCAUUCAUUGAAGAAAGAGAAUAUCGUGAUCUUCGGCGCUGGGAGACAGACUGAGUGGCAUGCGCGGCUUGCACUCCUCCUCGUCCCGGAACAGGUCCGCAGCAUUACGCUUAUAAACCGGGGUCGGAAGAGGCUAGAUGAGAUGAAAGAUAUUAUUACAGCGCUGCAAGUCCAACAUCCUAAUGUUGUGUUCAAGACUCUGGCGAAAGAGGAUACGCCGGACUAUCAGGAACAGCUUCGUUCCGCACUGGCAUCGUGCGAUGUCGUCUUCAGCUGUACUCCCUCCACAGAGCCCAACUUCCCGCAUUCCUACCUCCAGCCAUUCAGGCAGCGAUUUAUCUCUCUCAUUGGCUCGUACAAGCCUCAUAUGAAAGAGAUUGACUCGGAGACUCUCUUUUCUGGCGGGAACAAGAUCUAUGUCGAUUCGAAGGAGGCAUGUCUAGAGGAGGCAGGCGAGCUCAUAGAGGCGCAAGUAAAGAAGGACCGGUUAUUAGAGGUUGGGGAAGUGUAUGGGAAGCUUGGAAAGUCGGAUCCGAUUGUUGUACCGGACGAGCAUAAUGUGGUGUUUAAAUGCGUGGGAAUGGGAAUCAUGGAUCUCGCCAUUGGAAAGACACUGUUGGAUCUUGAUAAAGAGAAGGGACUGGGAAUGGAGGUUGAUGGGUUCUAGAUUAAUUAACUUCGAGAGUCUAUGGGGAGAGCCAAUGAACUUUUAAGGGGUUAGAAUGAGUUAGGAGGAACUCUGCUCAAAUAUAUACAUAUAUCUCUGCAGUCAGCAUGCGAUGUAUAUAAUUAUACUUCCACUGGCAA